This is a messenger RNA of Sclerotinia trifoliorum, 829 nucleotides long. The record is from the annotation of a GenBank genome assembly. NCBI's taxonomy places the organism in Eukaryota, Fungi, Ascomycota, Leotiomycetes, Helotiales, Sclerotiniaceae.
UCCUUCCUUUAUCCUUGACGAGGCAAGGCUGUCAUGUAAUGAAUGCAAUAACCUCAAAAUCAAUAUCAGAAUAGUUUGCAUUCCAAUCAAACAUUCAUUACCCUCUACUCAAUCUAUUGUGAAGCAAUAGAUUAAUGCUUCGCAUACUUCGCCCCGCUGUUUCCCGGCGACAUCUAUCUUCCAUCAUGACGUCCAAAACUCCCUAUGAAGAUAUUAUACGCACUCGAGUGAGUAUCUUCCCUCCAAACACUACUUCACGCCGCCACUAACAUAUUACCUAGCUAACGGAAGAGUUCAAACCUACCCGUCUUGAAAUAUUCAAUGAUUCAUCCAAACACUCACAUCACAAAGCUAUGGCUGGUUCUACAUCCCACGAAACACAUUUCCGAGUCGAGGUCACCUCGGAAGCUUUUGCCAAAAAGAUGCAACCUGCAAGACAUAGAAUGGUGUAUGCCCUGUUGAAGGAGGAAAUGGCGAGAGAAGGUGGAAUUCAUGCUUUACAAUUAAAGACAAGGACACCCGACGAAGAGGCCCGGGAAGAGGCCCGGGAGAAGGCGAAGGAGGAAGGAGAGGUUGUUGCUGAAGCGAGUGGGCCUUAGGAAUGGCAUUCGACAUUCUAUCUGACGAUUGAGAUGCCCUCUUCGAAAUUUAUUACAAGACGGAACAUUGGAUGACCGAAUGAGAUGACUUGUAAAGCCUAGUCUAUGUACUUAUGCUAUUAGUUGGAGGUUGUUGGAGUUAAGGCAGAUCUGCGAAUACACAGCGGACAUGUUGAGCGAAUACUUGCAGCGAUAAUUUUACAAAAAUUGCAUAUACCCAGACCAUUUCC